GAAUUGCUUGUGAGGGCCUCGAUCGCGUUCCCAGGUCGUAACCUGGGUUGGAAAGCUGGUUGGAAAGAGCUGUGGAUUGGUCAACCGCGCUGUGCCUCUCUACUGAACAUCCUAAACACAAGCAGUGUGAUGCCAUAUAGUGCAUAUGCACCUGACUUAUGUCAAGCAACCAACUAAAGCCUCACAGCAAAUUCCUGCAAUGGAUGGGCCCAGACGUCAAGCUGCACCCUCAGCGAGCAGUCUGCCAAGCAAUGUCGAGAUGUAUUCCAGCAUGUUAAGCAGUGCAAAUGUGGAGCUUGUACUCGAUGGAGGCCAGAAGCGCCUUCGGGUUCACUCAGCCAUCUUGGAGCUCACGAGUGACGUCUUCCGGCGUAUGCUAAGCGAGGAGUCCUGCGUCCUGGGCGAGCAGUCGGGCGAGACGAUCCGCCACCCCCAGCAACUGCAGCUCGAUGAUGACUCCCGGGACUGGGAGGUGGUGCUGCCGCUGCUCUACCCCCGCAUGAGCCCCCCGCGCCUAGACUGGACGGAGUUGCGGCGUGUGGUGGCAAUCACUAAGAAGUACGAGAUCCGCCUGCUGCGUCACGCGUGUGAGCGCUUCCUGGAGGAGGCGCAGCUGUCGGCCCACAGCGCAGACCCCAACUACGUCCUCACCUGGCUGCUGGUCAGCGAGCAGCUGGAGCUGGGGGCGCUGUUUUCCAAGUGCCUGCAAUUCCUUGACUCGCACCUGGCGCCGCGUGCUCCAGGCUUCUGCGACUACUGCAGCACCCGCAGCCGCAGUGCAUCAGCCGGCAGCGGCGCUGGCAGCAGCAGCAAUGGCGACCCAAACUCCCGCAUCGGCUGCACCUGCGCCUGCGCUGUAUGUGGCGGGAGCACCCUCCGCCGCGACUGCCGCUGCGGCCGCGACGUCGAGUCCAUGCUGCCGGCGGGCAGCGGCUCAUCCUCCACCGGCGGCCACGGCGCCGCAUUUGGCCAUGGCUCCACCACCGCUGCAACCUACAUCGGCCCUACUGCUGGCGGUAGCGGCAGUGGCAGCGGCAGUGGACGCAACUAUCCCGGCAUGCCGGCACCUCUGGCCGCCGCCUAUGAAGCGACGGCGCGCAGCCGAUACGCCGCGGCGCCUGGCCCUGCCGCUGCCAGCGGCGCCCGCCGGGACCUGCAGCUCCUGUACCGCCGUGAUGGCGCCGCCGCGCCCACGGCCGCGCCUGCGGCUGCGCUCCGUAUCCAGGUGCACGCCCCCACCGCGGCGGCCCUGGUACAGCGCUACGCGUCGCCCAUGCCCACCCGCGUGCACAUCUCCGUGCGCAGCAACGGAAGCGGCGGCAGUGCCUCCAGCACGGGACGUGGCGUGCUGACUUCGCCAAUCUCUGGUGGCAGCGCUGCGCACGCGAGGCCGCUUGUGCCGCCGCCGGCACCGGUGCUGCCGCGGGUGGUGGAGCUCGUGAGGGGUGACCGCAAGCACCUUGUAAAGCUGUCGGUGCCGACGCUGGUGGAGCUGCUGGGCAUGCUGUAGAAGGUGUUGUUGUGUGUGGUGCUGUCAUGAUACUGGAGACUUUUGUGUGGUGUGGUCUGAGCUGUGCAAGCGGUUUGAUAGGGUGGCUGAAAAUCCUGAGUAAUCAAGUCCUUGCUGGUUGACCGUCGUGUUGUGCCGACGAUGCACUUGGGAUGCACAGGCGCUGAGACGCACAGAAACGGGCACGCACGCCGGCAGAAGCGCCAGCACAAGGCGUAGAUCCUUAUGUUACAGUGCCCUCCACGGUUGCAACAUGCCCCCA
This is a messenger RNA of Chlamydomonas reinhardtii, 1772 nucleotides long. RefSeq lists its product as uncharacterized. The coding region runs from base 260 to 1510 and encodes 416 amino acids. The record is from RefSeq and is a predicted model, not a curated record. The transcript is spliced from 5 exons. Lineage: Eukaryota; Viridiplantae; Chlorophyta; Chlorophyceae; Chlamydomonadales; Chlamydomonadaceae. Gene Ontology annotation, molecular function: protein binding.